This is a messenger RNA of Brenthis ino (lesser marbled fritillary), 741 nucleotides long. The record is from the annotation of a GenBank genome assembly. Lineage: Eukaryota; Metazoa; Arthropoda; Insecta; Lepidoptera; Nymphalidae.
AUGCGUUUCCACAUUCAAAUAUUUCGCAUCUUCUAUCGCGCCGGCCAAUCGCUGGGCUGUUUCUGUAUGCGUCACAGCGGCAUAUUUCAUCUCCGCGUCGGCCGAUACGGUUGUCUCGUCCGUCUGUACAAAUCUCGCGCGCGUUUAACCACAACUUUGGCCUGUCUUCGAUUUGAUCUCAUCUGCACCGCGACACUUUCGUCAGAUAACAGAAUGUUCUCUUACAUUUCAGCUUUGUACCGCUACGUGACUAUGGAUCAUUCGCAAAGGCCCACCUGGACCCCAAGCGGUCCUUCAUUCUACGAGAGAAAACCAACGUUUGCUAUACCCCGGGUCGCUAUGCCGACCGCGUUGCAAGCCCCCGUGCACAUCGACGUGGGUGGAGUAAUUUACACUUCAUCUCUGGAGACACUCACUGUAUACCCGGAUUCCAAACUGGGAAAGAUGUUCACUGGAGACAUCCCUAUUGUGCUGGACACCCUCAAGCAGCACUAUUUCAUUGACAGGGACGGAGAGAUGUUCCGUCACAUUCUGAAUUUCUUACGCAACCAAAAAUUACUCGUACCCUACGAUUUCGCAUACCUUGACCUUCUUCUGAUUGAAGCUAGGUACUUCGAAUUGCAUGAUAUGGUUUACGCCAUAUUGAUGCUGAAGGCUUACCGUGAGGAGGUGAGUCUCGCCAACCAAUGGGACGUGCACGAGGUGACUUAUAUUGACCAGGAGGUUAUUUGGGAACAGACU